AUGCCUUCCAGAUCCCAGUCCGUGCUCCUCCCUCUGGGACUCGUGGCGGCGUGCCUGUACGCGGGCCGGGUCUUCGUGGCCCCGCGCGCGCCCAGCCUGCGCCCUCAGGCCGGCAAGGCGCUCGUGGCGCUGCAGGGCGCCGCCAACAGCGUGCCGACCGGCCUCGUGUACCCCUCCCCCGAGGAGGCGGCCAAGACCCGCGAGGUGGACGGCAUCACGCUGUAUUCCACCCACGCCUGGACCGACGACAUGGUGCCCAUCCUCGAGGCCGAGAGCAAGCCCGAGCAGGCGCCGGUGAUGAUCGGCGUGGCCGCCGACUCCGGCUGCGGCAAGUCCACUUUCCUCAGGCGCGUGCUGGGCGCUUUGGGCACCGAGGUCAAGCCCGGGCACACGGCCAUCGGCGACAUGCUGACGGUCAUCUGCCUGGACGACUACCACAUCAACGACCGCGCCGGCCGCAAGGCGACCUCUCUGAGCGCGCUGGACGCCCGCGAGAACGACUUCGCGCUGAUGGGAGCGCAGAUCGAGGCCCUGAAGCAGGGCAAGGCCAUCUACAAGCCGAUCUACAACCACGACACCGGCAACAAGGACCCCCCCGAGCUGAUCCAGCCGAACAAGGUCUUCGUCGUGGAGGGCCUCCACCCGAUCUACGACGAGAAGGCGCGUGCCAACCUCGACAUGGCACUCUACAUCGACAUCGUCAACGACGUCAAGUUCGCCUGGAAGAUCCAGCGCGACGUGGCCGAGCGCGGCUGGACCGAGGACCAGGUCAGGGAGGAUAUCGAGAAGAGGCUGCCCGACUUCGCGGAGUACGUGGACCCGCAGAAGAAGGACGCCGACGUCGUCCUGCGCUACGAGCCCUCCGACCAGGGCCUGCCUUACCUCAAGGUCAAGCUCAUCCAGAAGAAGGGCGGCGCUUUCCCAGCGAUCUCUCUCAAGAAGGAGAUGACCCUCACCGGGAGCAAGCCGGGCGCCACCCUGAAGCAGUACGACGACGAUUGGUAUGGCAGCCCAGUGAGCGUAGUCGAGAUGGACGGAGAGAUCGACAUGGACAACAUGGCCGAGCAGGUGGCCGAGAUCGAGGCCAACCUCGAGGGCCUGAACGGCCGCAGUCCCAGCGAGCUCACGGACGCCAUGGUCAAGCUCAAGGACAGCCCCGGCUCUCAGAACGGCACCGGGCUCCUUCAGGCGAUCAUCGCCAUGAAGAUCCGCGAGGUCUACGACAAGCUCACCCAGUAA
Molecule: messenger RNA, 1239 nt
Organism: Prorocentrum cordatum
Lineage: Eukaryota; Dinophyceae; Prorocentrales; Prorocentraceae
Source: the annotation of a GenBank genome assembly